Benincasa hispida (wax gourd) is the source of this 1890-nucleotide messenger RNA. RefSeq names its product Myb/SANT-like DNA-binding domain protein. The record is from RefSeq and is a predicted model, not a curated record. Lineage: Eukaryota; Viridiplantae; Streptophyta; Magnoliopsida; Cucurbitales; Cucurbitaceae.
AAAAUCUUACUCCGGUUAGGGUUACUUCAAAAUCCCACACACCAGUUUUCCUUAAGCUUAUCCAGGAAAAUCCCGUCCCCAAAAAUUCCCAUUCCUUCCUUCCCAAUUCUCCUGGAAGCUCCACCGUCGCCUCUCACUCUCACUCUGAAGUAUGGGUGUACAGACACGAAACAGUAAUGAUCGGUUGAGAACAGUUUGGACGCCUGAAAUGGAUCGAUAUUUCAUUGAUCUCAUGCUAGAACAAGUUGACAAAGGGAACAAAUUUGAUGAUCAUUUGUUCAGCAAACGAGCCUGGAAAAACAUGAUCUCACUGUUCAAUUCAAAGUUCAGAUUCGAGUAUGAAAAGGAUGUUUUAAAGAAUAGACAUAAAACACUAAGGAAUCUGUACAAAGCUGUGAAGAAUCUUCUUGAUCAGAGGGGUUUCAGCUGGGACGAAGUUCGACAAAUGGUGACCGCUGAUAAUAAUGUCUGGGAUGAAUAUCUCAAGGCACACCCUGAAGCACGAUCAUUCAGAAUUAAGAGCAUUCCGUAUUACAAUGAUCUGUGUAUAAUAUACGGAGACACAACUGUUGAACAAAAAAGGAUUUAUUUACAGGAGUCAUCUCAUUCAGGUGAGAAUGAGGCAAUGUAUACGAAGCCACUGGGGACUGCUAGCGAGGGAGAUGUCGAGUCACUUCAGGAAAUCAUGAUUGGUGAAGACUAUAAAAUCUCUUUACCUGGAAAUGUUAUUGAUGAGAUACCACAACAUGGGUCCAAUAUAACAGCAACCACCACCAUUUGUCGUUCCCGAACAUAUUGGCAGCCUCCAAUGGACAGGUUCUUCAUAGACCUAAUGCUGGAGCAAGUGCAGAAAGGCAAUCAAAUAGAUGGGAUUUUCCGCAAACAAUCAUGGUCUGAGAUGAUUGCAUCAUUCAAUGCUAAGUUUGGUUUCAAUUAUGAUGUGGAUGUAUUGAAGAAUAGGUACAAAACUCUAAGGCGGCAGUAUAACGUCAUAAAGAAUCUGUUAGACUUGGAUGGUUUUCUCUGGGAUGAAACACGUCAAAUGAUUACCGCUGAUGAUUACGUUUGGCAAGACUAUAUCAAGGGACAUACAGAUGCUCGGCAAUUCAUGACACGGCCAAUCCCGUACUAUAAAGACCUGUGUGUGAUCUGUGAUCCUAGUUUCGACGAAAGAGACUGCUUAUCAGGACAAGGUAUAGAGCAGCACCAUGACGCUGAGGACGGAAAACUUUCGAUAGGUUUCCAAUCUCCUGUUACAUCGGUUUCAAGUGAAGAACAGGCGAGUGUGAAGGAAUCAACACAUUUGGGUCCAAAGAACAAAAGGGAAUUAGAAAGUAUGUCUAGUUUCAAUCACAAUAAGAAGCUAAGAGGGGAAGAUGAAAGCAUGGCUAGUGCUCUACGGGAGAUGGCGAGCGUUGUUUCUUCCUUGUCGGAGAAGAAGAAUGAUGAUAACUUGAGUUCCAUCUCGAUUGAGACAGUGAUUGAAGCUAUCCAAGCAUUGCCAAACAUGGAUGAAGAUCUUGUAUUGGAUGCUUGUGAUCUCCUUGAGGAUGAAAGGAAGGCAAAAACGUUUAUUGCAUUGGAUGUUAAAUUACGACGAAAAUGGUUGAUACGAAAACUUCGCCCCCAGGGAUAGCUUCUUUUAGCUUUUAUUUAUUUUAUUCUUUUUCCCCUUAUAGAGUGAGAACUUUAUAGAGAAAACUUUUGAUGUCAUGAAAUAAGAGCAAUAAGAUGUUACAUUAUUAGAUUUUGAGCGUAAAUUUGUAAGUGUACACAACGAAUGACUAGUAUAAAAGAAUAGAUUUUGGUGGUUCUGAGAAUCGGGGAAAUUUGUAUGGAUGAUCCAAAAAUUGGGUCCAAAACGUCAAAUGAUCAUUUUUUUAAAAAUAA